AUGAAUAUUACAAAUGUUAAAAUUGGGGCGGAGGAGAGCUAUGGAUUCCUGUGCAUCCCACAAAAUAGGCUCCUCUGCAAAGGAGUCUUCAAUGGCGAUAAUCCCUUCAAGUUUAUUGGUCCUAUUUUCCUUGCUCAGCUCGCCAUCGGUGCCUUCUUCACUAGCGCUUGCCAAUUCCUUCUUAGACCUUUGGGCCAAGCCAACAUUGUUGGCCAAAUCCUGGGUGGUAUAAUUGCAGGGCCCUCAGUUCUUGGGCAGAACAAAGAAUAUAUGGAAACCAUAUUCCCAGGAAAAAGCAUGAAUUUAAUGAAGACAAUAUCAUUGUUUGCGUGUAUGACGUUCGUGUUUCUAGUUGGUGUGAGAAUGGAUGUGGAUGUAGUGAAGAGAUCUGGUAACAAAGAAUGGGCAAUUGGUAUCAUAACCUUCCUUCUUCCUAUGCUAAUAAGUGUCCCAACCAGUUUCUUAUUCCAUCGUUUCACCCAAGAAAAGUCAAAGUUAGAUAUCCAUGCAGAGAUAAUUGAUGGUGAACUCCAAUUCAUUGCAAUUUUAUGUUCCAUUACUUCUUUUCAUGAUAUCUCUUGCGUUCUUCAUGACUUGAAGCUUCUCAAUUCUGAGAUAGGCCGUAUAGCUACUUCAUCUUCUAUGAUAAGUGGAAUGCUUGGUUGGUUUACUCUAAUGGUGGCUUUCACAGUAAAGCAAUCAGUGAAAGUUGGGUUAGGGUUGGGGCCAUGUUUUCUGAUAUUUGCAUCUAUGGGUGUAGCAAUCAUCAUUCUUGUCUAUGGAAUCAAACCAAUGGUCGUUUGGAUGAUCAACCAAACACCAGAUGGAAAACCAAUCAAGGAAAUUUAUGUCAUUAUUGUUUUCUUGAUAUUCCUCUUUUGUGCUUUCCUGAGUCAACUAAAUGGUCAACUUCCUUUCUUCAUGCCUAUGUUUUUAGGGUUAAUUAUACCAGCUGGACCUCCAUUGGGAUCUACAGUGGUGGAUACCAUUGAUUGCUUUGUUUCAUAUAUAAUGUUACCACUCUAUUUUCUACUCAAUGGUGGAGAGGUUCAAUUAUCUGGAAUAAGUAGCUUCACUUGGUGGGUUAUCGCAACUUUGAGCUUGAAUUCUGCUUUGGGAAAGUUUGUAGGGACUUUGCUGCCUUGUGUCUACUACCAAAUGCCUUUCGUUGAGUCUCUCUCUCUUGCACUCCUCUUAUGUGCUGUUGGCCUCGUGGAUUUAUUGGCUUAUACUCGCUCACUCUACCUUGGGUACAUAACCAGUACAUCAUUCAGCAUAAUGAGCAUAAUGGCUCCUAUCAUCACUGGUGUAGUCUCAUUCACAGUAAAGUACCUCUACGAUCCAUCAAGGAGAUAUGAGUCUUACAGAAGAAGGACUAUUGAACAUACCCAUAGCCAUUCAGAGCUUCGUAUUCUGGUGUGCAUCAACAAUCAAGAAAGUGUCCCAACCAUUCUCAACAUUCUAGAAGCUUCCAACCCUACAAGAGAGAGUCCUUUAGGUGUAUAUGUCCUCCACCUAUUUGAGCUAGUUGGUCGAGCAUCUCCACUCCUUGUAGCUCAUCAAACCUCAGGAAGCAAAGGGAAAGGUUUAAACCACAAAUCUAACCACACCCAAAGAAUCAUGAAUGCCUUUAAAAUCUUCGAAAAUAACAACCAAGGGAUUGUUUUUGUACAAUUCUACACUUGCAUAGCUCCCUACUCCACCAUGCAUGAAGACAUCUGCACCGUCGCUCUUGAUAAGUAUACUUCCCUUUUAAUCCUUCAUUUCCAUAAAUUCUGGUCUAGUGAAGGAGUAAUGGUUGAAUCUGCUGGUCUUAGAAACGCAAAUAAACGUGUUCUUAAAAAAUCCCCUUGUUCAGUUGCCAUCCUUGUUGAUCUUGGAGCUUUUGGACGGCCAAGAUCUAUCCAUGAAAGUUGGUCUUUUUAUAGGAUUGGUUUGAUCUUCAUUGGUGGGGCCGACGAUCGAGAAGCACUGUUUUACGCUAUCCGUAUGGUGGCUCACCCUAAUGUUAAACUCACGGUGGUUCGAUUCAUUGAAGCAACGCAAGAUGAGGACAGAAUUGACGGUGUAGAUCAAUCUAUUGAGAUGAAGUUGGAUUGUGAUCUGAUCAAUGAGUUUCGGGUUAGUUUUGCCCAUGUGAAUAUGGGUCGGGUUUCUUACAUGGAAGAAGUUAUCAAAGACAGCUUAGACACAAAAAAUGUGAUUCAAUCUAUGGGUGAUUCUUCUGACCUAAUAUUAACUGGGAGACGCCAUCAAAGUAAUGCAUAUUCGUUCAGAGGAAUUAAAGAGAGAAUGAAGUUUCCAGAGCUUGGACGUAUUGGUGAUAUGCUUGCUUCCAAUGUUUACAAAACUACAGUUUCAUUGUUGGUAGUGCAACAACAUAAUUUCUCUAAAGGAGAAGUAGAGAGAGAAGGGCCAAGAUUGGUUUUGGAUAUUUCCAACAGCAACAAAACUAGUAAGAGUUAUUGCAGUGAAGAAAGCAAGGAAAAAAGUUUUAUAGAUGAUUUCAAAAUUGCAAAGAGAGAACAGUAG
Molecule: messenger RNA, 2532 nt
Organism: Telopea speciosissima
Lineage: Eukaryota; Viridiplantae; Streptophyta; Magnoliopsida; Proteales; Proteaceae
Product: cation/H(+) antiporter 15-like
Exons: 3
Coding region: 1-2532 (843 amino acids)
Biological process (GO): proton transmembrane transport; regulation of pH
Cellular component (GO): endomembrane system; membrane
Molecular function (GO): antiporter activity
Source: RefSeq, a predicted model, not a curated record